AACCCACACGGCUCUGCUCUGUCUUUCGAGAACGUUCAGGCUUUGUGUGCCGGGAGUGAGCCCCGCCAGAUGGCAGCUCCCCCAGGCUGUUAUCUUACCCUCCAAGGAUCGUUUCAUGGAUUCACUUACCAUACUUAACCAUGCUGCCUUUUUCUAGGACCUGGUAAAGCCUUCUGACUUUUAAUCUCCCUCAGAACACAGACUAGACUUCAGGUAAAGCCAGCGCACAUGAGUUGUGGUUCACGUCAAGUGGCAAGACUGUGAUCAAGGUUACAAUGGGGAACUCUGAGAGUCAGUACACCCUUCAAGGUUCUAAAAAUCAUAGCAGUUCUAACACUGGUGCUGAGCAAAAGCCUUGCUCCCUGAAAAUACGCAGCAUUCAUGGGAAGGAUGACAAGUCACUGCAUGGAUGGGGUCACGGAAGCAGCGGAGCGGGUUACAAGUCCCGGUCCCUGGCCCGAAGCUGCCUUUCUCACUUUAAGAGCAAUCAGCCUUACGCAUCCAGACUGGGCGGACCCACAUGCAAAGUCCCCAAAAGCAGCGCCUACCCCAAGCACAGGACGAGCGCCUCGGGAAACGAGUUCCAGAGCAGCAGCGCGGCCUUCUCUGCAGAGAACGGCUUCCACUACGUCGGGCACGAGCGGGCGGCUGACCUCGCGGUCUCGAGGGACUGCAGUGGGCACCUUCUCAACUGCUACGGGAGGAACGAGAGCGUGGCAGCCACGCCGCCCGGCGAGGACCGCAAGAGCCCCCGGGUGCUCAUCAAGACGCUGGGGAAGCUGGACGGCUGUCUGCGGGUCGAGUUCCACAACGGCGGCCAGCAGGGCAGGGGACCCCGGGGGGACGCGGGCGGCCCCGUGCGGCUGCUGCGCUACUCGCCCACCUUGGGCCCCGGGCCGGACUCGCCCCCGGACUCGCGGCCGCGCUCCAGCAAGGGCAGCUCCCUGAGCUCCGAGUCGUCCUGGUACGACUCGCCCUGGGGCCCCGUGGGCGAGGCCAGCGAGGCCAGCGAGGCCGAGGGCUCCUUCCCGGUGCCCGGCACGCCCGCCCCCGGCCUUUGCGCCGCCGACUUCCCGCCGCCCGGGGCCCCCAAGCCGUUCAACCAAAGCUCGUCCCUGUCCUCGCUCCGGGAGCUCUACCCCGACCCCAGCCCGGCGCCCUCGGGCCUGCGGCUGUCCGAUGAGUUCGUGGGCACGCACGCCAGCCUCAGCCACCGCGUGUCCUUCGCCUCGGACAUGGACGUGCCGUCCCGGGUGGAGCGCAGGGACCCGGGCCCGUACUCGUCCUUCACCCUCCCCUGCCGCAAGUCCAAGGCCUUGACCGAGGACGCCUCCAAGAAGGACACGCUCAAAGCCCGCAUGCGCCGCAUCAGCGACUGGACGGGAAGCCUCUCCAGGAAGAAAAGGAAGCUGCAGGAGCCGAGGUCCAAGGAAGGCAGUGACUACUUUGACAGCCGCUCAGAUGGACUGAACGCAGACGUGCAGGGGCCCUUCCAGAUGUCUGCUUCACUGUGGUCUGGGGGCUCCGCUCAGAUCCUGUCCCAGAGAAGCGAAUCCGCUCAUGCAAUUGGCAGUGAUUCCCUCCAGCAGAACAUUUAUGAGAAUUUCAUGAGGGAGCUGGAAAUGAGCAGGACCAACACAGAGAAUGUAGAAACGUCCACAGAAACCGCAGACUCCAGCAGCGGGUCCCUCAGCUCUUUGGAGCAACUUGAUCUGCUCUUUGAGAAGGAGCAAGGGGUGGUCCGAAAAGCUGGAUGGCUGUUCUUCAAACCCCUCGUCACUUUGCAGAAGGAAAGGAAGCUGGAGUUGGUGGCCCGGAGGAAGUGGAAACAGUACUGGGUAACACUGAAAGGUUGCACCCUGCUGUUCUAUGAGACCUAUGGGAAGAAUUCCACGGAUCAGAGCAGCGCCCCUCGGUGUGCACUGUUUGCAGAAGACAGCAUAGUGCAGUCAGUCCCAGAACAUCCCAAGAAGGAAAAUGUGUUCUGCCUCAGCAACUCCUUUGGAGAUGUCCACCUUUUCCAGGCCUCUAGCCAGACCGAUCUUGAAAACUGGGUCACUGCCAUACAUUCAGCUUGUGCAUCCCUUUUUGCAAAGAAGCAUGGGAAAGAGGACACGGUUCGGCUGCUCAAGAACCAGACGAAAAACCUCAUUCAGAAGAUAGAUAUGGACAGCAAGAUGAAAAAGAUGGCAGAGUUGCAGCUGUCCAUUGUGAGCGACCCAAAGAACAGGAAAGCCAUAGAAAACCAGAUCCAGCAGUGGGAGCAGAACCUGGAGAAGUUUCACAUGGAUCUGUUUAGGAUGCGUUGCUAUCUGGCCAGCCUACAAGGCGGGGAGCUGCCAAACCCCAAGAGCCUCCUGGCCGCCGCCAGCCGCCCCUCCAAGCUGGCCCUCGGCAGGCUGGGCAUCUUGUCGGUUUCUUCUUUCCAUGCUUUGGUAUGUUCUAGAGAUGACUCCGCCCUCCGGAAAAGAACACUCUCACUGACCCAGCGAGGAAGAAACAAGAAGGGUAUAUUUUCUUCAUUAAAAGGGCUGGACACACUGGCGAGAAAAGGGAAGGAGAAAAGACCUUCUAUAACUCAGGUGGAUGAGCUUCUGCAUAUAUACGGUUCAGCAGCCGAUGGUGUUCCCCGAGACAACACAUGGGAGGUCCAGACCUACGUUCAUUUUCAGGAUAAUCAAGGGGUUACUGUAAUGAUCAAGCCAGAACAUAGAGUAGAAGAUAUUUUGACUCUUGCAUGCAAGAUGAGGCAGCUGGAACCCAGCCACUAUGGCCUGCAACUCCGAAAAUUAGUGGAUGAAAACAUGGAGUACUGUGUCCCUGCGCUGUAUGAAUUCAUGCAAGAACAGGUUUAUGACGAAAUAGAAAUCUUCCCGCUGAAUGUUUACGACGUGCAGCUCACGAAGACCGGAAGUGUGUCUGACUUUGGGUUUGCCGUGACAGCGCAGGUGGACGAGCAUCAGCAUCUCAGCCGCAUACUGAUAAGCGACGUUCUCCCUGACGGCUUGGCAUAUGGAGAAGGGUUGAGAAAGGGCAAUGAAAUCAUGACCUUAAAUGGGGAAGCUGUGUCUGAUCUUGACCUGAAGCAGAUGGAGGCCUUGUUUUCCGAGCAGAGCGUCGGGCUCACUCUGAUUGCCCGGCCGCCGGAGACAAAAGGCACCUUGUGCUCGUCCUGGUCAGACAGUGACCUGUUCUCAAGGGACCAGAAGCAUCUGCUGCCCCCUCCGAACCAGUCCCAGCUCCUGGAGGAGUUCCUGGACAACUUUAAAAAGAAUACAACCAGUGAUUUCAGCAACGUCCCUGAUGUCACCACUGGCCUGAAAAGGAGUCAGACUGAUGGCGCGCUGGCCCAGGUCCCCCACGGGGAGAAAACAGGGCAGACAUUCGGGAGUGCAGGACAGAUCGCGCUGUGUAGGAGCUUCAGCGACGUGCAGAGCGACAGCAUGGAAGGGCCGAGGGGGACUCGGGACCCACCUCCGCGGCCGCUGGCUCGUCACCUCUCCGAUGCAGAUCGCCUCCGAAAAGUCAUCCAGGAGCUGAUGGACACGGAGAAGUCCUACGUGAAGGAUCUGAGCUGCCUCUUUGAAUUAUACUUGGAGCCACUUCAAAAUGAGACCUUUCUCACCCAAGAUGAGAUGGAGUCACUUUUUGGAAGUUUGCCAGAGAUGCUUGAAUUUCAAAAGGUGUUUCUGGAAACUCUGGAGGAUGGGAUUUCAGCAUCCUCGGACUUUAACAGCCUUGAGACUCCCUCACAGUUCAGAAAAUUGCUCUUUUCCCUUGGAGGCUCUUUCCUUUAUUACGCGGACCAUUUUAAACUCUACAGUGGAUUCUGUGCUAAUCAUAUUAAAGUACAGAAGGUUCUGGAGCGAGCUAAAACUGAUAAAGCCUUCAAGGCUUUUCUGGAUGCCCGGAAUCCCACCAAGCAGCAUUCCUCCACCCUGGAGUCCUACCUCAUCAAGCCGGUGCAGAGGGUGCUCAAGUACCCUCUGCUGCUCAAGGAGCUCGUGUCGCUGACGGACCACGAGAGCGAGGAGCACUAUCACCUGACUGAAGCACUAAAGGCAAUGGAAAAAGUAGCGAGCCACAUCAAUGAGAUGCAAAAGAUCUACGAGGAUUAUGGGACCGUGUUUGACCAGCUAGUGGCAGAGCAGAGUGGAACAGAGAAGGAGGUAACGGAACUUUCCAUGGGGGAGCUUCUGAUGCACUCUGCAGUUUCCUGGUUGAAUCCAUUUCUGUCUCUAGGAAAAGCCAGAAAGGACCUUGAACUCACAGUGUUUGUUUUUAAGAGAGCUGUCAUACUGGUUUAUAAAGAAAACUGCAAACUGAAAAAGAAAUUGCCCUCGAAUUCCCGGCCUGCACACAGCUCUGCCGACUUGGACCCAUUUAAAUUUCGCUGGUUGAUCCCCAUAUCCGCACUUCAAGUCAGACUGGGGAAUACAGCAGGGACAGAAAAUAAUUCUGUAUGGGAGCUGAUCCAUACAAAAUCAGAAAUAGAAGGACGGCCAGAAACCAUCUUCCAACUGUGCUGCAGUGACAGCGAAAGCAAAACCAGCAUCGUCAAGGUGAUUCGCUCCAUUCUGAGGGAAAACUUCAGGCGUCACAUCAAGUGUGAGCUACCCCUGGAGAAGACCUGUAAGGACCGCCUGGUCCCCCUUAAGAACCGAGUUCCUGUUUCAGCCAAGUUAGCCUCCUCCAGGUCCUUAAAAGUCCUCAAGAAUUCCUCCAGCAGCGAGUGGCCCGGCGAGGCCGGCAAGGGCAGCAGCUCGCUGGACUCCGACGAGGGCAGCCUGAGCAGCGGCACGCAGAGCAGCGGGUGCCCCCCGGCGGGGAGCAGGCAGGACUCCCUGCAGCAGCCCCAGCCAGGCCUGGCUGAUCUGUCGGACAGUCUCCUCAAAGAGAGUGACAUUCUGAGCGACGACGAGGACGACUACCAUCAGACGCUCCAACAGGGCAGCCCUACCAAAGACAUUGAAAUUCAGUUCCAGAGACUUCGGAUCUCCGACGCCCCGGAUGCCAAGCCAGCCGACCAGCCCGACGCGGAGGGCCGACCCAAGGGGGAGCAGCCCAAGCUGGUGCGGGGGCACUUCUGCGCCAUUAAACGGAAAGCCAACAGCACCAAACGGGACCGGGGAGCUUUGCUGAAGGCACAGAUUCGUCAUCAGUCCCUCGACAGUCAGUCUGAAAAUGCCAACCUCGAUCUCGGCUCUGUUCUACAGCGGGAGUUCAGUUCCAGAGUUUAACCUCGGUGGUCACCGAGGACUGUUUUUAUGAAACAGAGGGCCACGGGCAGUUGUAGUCCAGUCUCCGGCCAGACGUGGGCUCCGCUGCUUGUUUCACUUUUAAACUGGUGGCCCCGUGGAAACUGCAAAAAAACUACUCAUUAUUGGGUUUUGUGCAGCAUACAUUUUCCCACAAAAUAGUUGUAAAGAUUUAAGUUAUUUUAAUUUAUUGUAGAUCAGAAAACUAGAUUAAACUGAUCAGAAUCUGUAAAUUACUUAGUUUAUAUCCCUUUUGAGCAGGUAUCAAAAUGACUUAGGAUCCUUAAAAUUGCAAUCUAUUUUAAUUUAUGUGGAAAAAGUCAGAUGGGGGAGUUGUGAUUAAUAGCUUUUAAAAGGUCAUUGUUUUUUUCCAAUCCUCCGGGCAUUUCCUUUGAGCUGUUAGUUUUUGCUUUAUUUAAAGCAUAUUUAUUUAAAUGGGGGUGAGGGGCACAAUGUGCAGAUAUUUCAUUUUUGUAAGGUUGUAACAGAUGCUGUUUAUACUGAACAUGUCAUAUCUAUGCAGUAUAUAUAUUAAAAGAGAGCUUGUACUGUA
Messenger RNA from Lontra canadensis (Northern American river otter), 5811 nucleotides. It is a transcript of the gene TIAM2, whose product is annotated as TIAM Rac1 associated GEF 2. Gene Ontology annotation, biological process: small GTPase-mediated signal transduction; positive regulation of axonogenesis; activation of GTPase activity. Gene Ontology annotation, cellular component: membrane; synapse. NCBI's taxonomy places the organism in Eukaryota, Metazoa, Chordata, Mammalia, Carnivora, Mustelidae. The coding region runs from base 276 to 5240 and encodes 1654 amino acids. The transcript is spliced from 26 exons. Gene Ontology annotation, molecular function: protein binding; guanyl-nucleotide exchange factor activity. The record is from RefSeq and is a predicted model, not a curated record.